AUGCUGGAGGGAUGCGGCGUCCUUCGGGCGAUGGGAUGCUUGCUGCCCCAGGGAUGGAAGAGGUGUAGGAAGAAGGAUGGAAGAGGUGUCGGAAGAGAUAUGAUAAAAGGUGUUGGAAAAGAUAUGAUAAAAGGUGUAGAAAAGAGAUCUUGGAAGGGAGGUUGUAGCCUUUCCAGAUCUCCUCGUUCCAGCCUCGCCACCUCCCAGCGGAACGCCUUGUUUCCACAGACCCCAACCUUCCAUCGUCAUUCCAGACCUCCUCGUUCCAGCCUCGGCUCUUCCAGCAGAGCGCCCUUGUUUCCAGAGACCCCAACCUUCCAUCGUCUUUCCAGACCUCAUCGUUCCAGCCUCGCCACCUUCCAGCGGAACGCCUUGUUUCGCCAGAGAUCUCAACCUUCCAUCGUCUUUCUAGACCUCACCGUUCCAGCCUCGGCUACUUCCAGCAGAGCGCCUUGUUUCCAGAGACCCCAACCUUCCAUAGUCUUUCCAGACCUCACCGUUCCAGCCCCGCCUCCUUCCAGCAGAGCGCCUUGUUUUCAGAGACCACAAAAUUCCCUCGUCUUUCCAGACCUCCUCGUUCCAGCCUCACCACCUUCCAGCAGAACGCCUUGUUUCCAGAGACCCCAACCUUCCCUCGCCUUGACAGACCUCGUUCCAGCCCCGCCACCUCCAGCGGAACGCCUUGUUUCCAGAGACCCCAGUGGGGAAUACAAAUAA
Molecule: messenger RNA, 717 nt
Organism: Macrobrachium nipponense
Lineage: Eukaryota; Metazoa; Arthropoda; Malacostraca; Decapoda; Palaemonidae
Exons: 2
Coding region: 1-717 (238 amino acids)
Source: RefSeq, a predicted model, not a curated record